AUGGCAUCAUACGACAGCGAUUCCGAUUUCGAAGACGAAAACUUUACCGAGACCAAUGUCCUUCUCGGUUAUGCGACAAAGGAUGCAGUAGACGACACAACCAGCCAGUUGGGCGGCCACCCGACAUGGCUGGACGAAAAGACUGCUCCACCAGGCGAUCUUGCUAAAUGCAAAAACUGCAACAAUCUCUUGACCUUGCUACUCCAACUGAACGGCGACCUACCCGACCGCUUUCCCGGCCAUGAACGACGAUUAUACCUCUGGGCAUGUAAGAGGAAGGCAUGCAGAAGGAAGGCUGGUAGCGUGCGAGCUUUCAGAGCAAUCCGCGCCUCUGAAGUUCCCGCCGAGGUUGAGAAACCCAAACAGCCCAAGCAGGAAGAGACACCAAAAGAGACACCAGCUCUCGCCGCGCCAAAGACCAACCUGGGCGAAUCGCUCUUCGGUGUCAAACCUCCCACCUCUGGCUCAGCGCCUAUCAACCCCUUCUCGACUGGUGGCGCAUCAUCACGCCCAGCAAACCCCUUCUCUUCAGCACCUGCUUCUCCGCCCGCAGCUCCCACACCAGCACCCUCACAACCCACCCCAUCUCUCUCCGAGACCUUCGCCUCAAAAGCCCGCAUCUCCACCCCCGAGCCCAGCUCAGAAGCUCCUGCCGCAACACCCACCGGCCCUCGCGAGCCAUGGCCCCAACAAUCCUCCUUCCCUGCACCCUACCCCUCCUACUACCUCGACGCCGACUACGAAACCCUCGACGCCGAAAAGCCAGAAAUCCCCGCACAAGCUCGCGUAGACAUGGACAUUGAUGCCGGCGAAGGAAGCUCUGGCGCAGCAGGCGCGGACAUGGACGUCAAAGAUGCUUUCGAGUCCAGCAUGGAUAAAGCCUUCCAACGCUUUGCAGACCGUCUAUCUCAAAACCCUGAGCAGAUUUUGCGAUACGAGUUUGCAGGCACGCCUUUGCUGUACAGCAAGUCUGACGCAGUGGGAAAACUUCUGGCGCCGCAUCAAGAGUCUGCUGCUGCUGGAAAUGCAAAGGUCAAGACUACUGCACCUGCUAAGUCGGGUAUGCCAAAGUGCAACAAUUGUGGUGCGGAGAGGUUGUUUGAAUUGCAACUUACUCCUUAUGCUAUCGUUGAGCUCGAAGCUGAGGAACUGGGUCUUGAGGGCAUGGAGUGGGGAACCAUCAUUCUUGGUGUGUGUUCCAAGGACUGUGUGCAGCGUGGACAGAAGGAAGGAGAAGUUGGUUACGUUGAAGAAUGGGUCGGAGUCCAAUGGGAGGAGUUGAGCAGUAAGAAAUAA
Aureobasidium melanogenum CBS 110374 is the source of this 1296-nucleotide messenger RNA. RefSeq lists its product as uncharacterized. The record is from RefSeq and is a predicted model, not a curated record. Gene Ontology annotation, cellular component: cytoplasm. Bases 1 to 1296 code for a protein of 431 amino acids. The transcript is spliced from 2 exons. Lineage: Eukaryota; Fungi; Ascomycota; Dothideomycetes; Dothideales; Saccotheciaceae. Gene Ontology annotation, biological process: maturation of SSU-rRNA.